Molecule: messenger RNA, 2040 nt
Organism: Camelus dromedarius (Arabian camel)
Lineage: Eukaryota; Metazoa; Chordata; Mammalia; Artiodactyla; Camelidae
Gene: TAS2R4
Product: taste 2 receptor member 4
Exons: 1
Coding region: 1-888 (295 amino acids)
Biological process (GO): sensory perception of taste; G protein-coupled receptor signaling pathway; detection of chemical stimulus involved in sensory perception of bitter taste
Cellular component (GO): membrane
Molecular function (GO): G protein-coupled receptor activity; bitter taste receptor activity
Source: RefSeq, a predicted model, not a curated record
AUGCGUCAGGCAUUCUUUUUUUCUUCUCUUAUUAUCUCAGCUAUUGUGACUUCUGUUGGAGUCAUUGCAAAUCUGUUCAUUGCAGUGAUCAAUUACAAGAAUUGGGUCAAAAGCCACAAGAUCUCCUCUUCUGAUAGAAUCCUGUUCAGCUUGGGCAUCACCCGAGUUCUCAUCCUGGGACUGAGUACUAUUUUCUCCAUCUCUUCAAGUAUUCGAAGGUCAGUCUCCAUAUCCACUUAUUUUCUGUCGUGUUGGUUGUUUUUGGACUCUAAUAGUCUUUGGUUUGUAACCUUGCUCAACGCCUUGUACUGUGUGAAGAUUACUAACUACCAACACCCAGUUUUUCUCCUGCUGAAACGAAAUCUCUCCCCCAAAAUGCCCAGGCUGCUGCUGGCCUGUGUGCUGAUUUCUGCCUUUACCACUCUCCUGCAUGUUGUGCUCCGAGAAGCAUCACGCUCUCUGGAAUUGGUGACCGGGAGAAAUGGCACCGUCUGUGACGUCAAUGAGGAAAUCUUCCUUUUGGUGAGCCCUUGGCUCUUGAGCUCAUGUCUACAGUUCUCCCUUAAUGUGACUUCUGCUUCCUUGUUAAUAAAUUCCUUGAGGAGACACAUCCAGAAGAUGCAGAGAAGUGCCACUGCUCUUUGGACUCCCCAGACCGAGGCUCAUGUGGGUGCUAUGAAGCUGAUGAUCUGUUUCCUCAUACUCUACGUUCCGUAUUCAGUUGCUUCCCUGCUCCAUUAUCUCCCUUCUGUAGCGAGUGAUUUGAGACUCAAGUCCAUUUAUAUUAUUAUUUCCACCUUUUACCCUCCAGCACAUUCUGUUCUCAUUAUUCUCACACAUCCUAAACUGAAAACAAAAGCAAAGAAGAUUCUUCACUUCAAUAAAUAGAGGAGUUUCAAUAAUAGAUGGUGGCUGGAGUCACCUCAUCCAGAGCAGGAUUUUCUUCGUUAGCAGCUUUCCCAGUGGUCUGAGGAAUUCAUUUUUUGUAAUUGCUAAUCUGAUUUCCUAGGCCUUCAAGUACCUGUAUUUCAGUGUAGUCAUAUAUAUAUAUAUAGCUAAUAUUUUUAAAUUAGGCACUUUCUCUGAGGAACUUGUUUAGGGUCAUUGCUUAUCAUGUAUUUUGCAUGGGUGUUGCAUUCCUGGAUAACGGAAAUCACCAUGUUGUUCUACUGGCUUCUGAAGUAUAAUGAGAAGUUCUCCCAGUUUAGGCAGUGCAUUAAGGUUCAUGUCUUUAGUUAAAUUGUUGAGGUUUAGCUGAGGAACCCUGGAAAAGGGCUCAGCAAUAGAUAAAUGGUCAUUGGGAACCGCUACACUGGCUUAAAGCAUAGCAAGAGGUGCAAAGAACAAAGGAGAAAAGGAAAGUGUCAGAGAAGAGAGGAAAGAGAAACAUCAAAAGAACUAGGUGUACAUUGUGGCAGGUGUACAGAAAAAGGGUCCUCAGCUUUCUGAGUGACAGUAACUGACCUAUUACUACCGGGAAACUCUAGGGCUGAAUUUUGGGAUUUGUACUGGAAAGAAUGGAAGGGCCAGAGUUGAUGGGUGGAGGGAAGUGACUAGUAUUAAAGAAGCCCAGUCCAGGAUGGUUUCAAGGAUCUUAAAAUCCAGGGAGCUAGUCUAAGGUCAAAAGCAAGUGCCAAAUAGUGAAAUUAGCACAAUCUGAAUGCGACUUUACCCAAGUGUGUGCCUUAUCAUAUCAUACGGAAUUCAGUGGAAAGUCAAGAGGAGUCAUUGGACUGGUGGUGGGGACAUCUGACUUUUGGUGAAUUUAUGUCAUCUCUGCAUGAAUUUAUGCACUGAAUUUUAUGAGCACUGCAUCAUUCUCCAGGAGAUUGCUGGCUUGUUUGUUUGUUUAAUUGGAACAGCAGGACUGUGGCUACAAAGGAACAGAAAUCUGAAGGCAGAAUAUUGAUGUUCUGAAAUGAAAAUUGGGGAAUGAUAAUUUAUGUAGUUUUUGGUACUUAUAGGGCAUGUAAUAUUUACACAUAUCAAAAUAAAUAAUCUUAUUAAAAUAACAUUCUCUUUAUUAAAAAAGAAAAAACC